UCGGGAGGAGUGGAAGGAGUUCGGAGGGGUUGGGUUGGGGGCAGAGGUGGGGACAGACGGAGAGUGCGUCGCGCGAAGCAUUGAUCGACAAAAUGGCGGAAAAUGACUGAAGAAGUGUUGGAAUCGCGCGAAUGGCCGCCAUUGCAGACGAUUGGACGUCGCGGACAGUCUGUCGACGAAAGUCUUAGUUUAUUAACGGACGGACCUAUUAAUCACGUGACAGACUUUUCAAUGGUUUCGGCGGGAGUUUCAACCGAAGCUCUGGACGACCAGUUGGACGAAGAAGAGACAUUAAGUGCAAGAUUUUCUCGUCUUUUAUCCACAGAAGACAUGUCUGACGUCCAUUUUGUGGUCGGAUUCAAUCGCAAACUCAGGAUUCCCGCGCAUAAACUGGUUCUGUCCGUCGCGUCUCCCGUUUUCAAGAACCAGUUCUUCGGUAUUCGCGAUGCCGACGAAGAGGACGAAGACAUUGUGCUCUCGGACGUGGAAGCGCCGGCUUUUCUCGAGUUUCUUCGGUUCUGUUAUUCAGACAAAAGUCAAUUAACGAAAGACAAUGUUGUGGGCGUUCUCUUCACUGCUCUCAAGUUCGAAGCCACGCCUCUUGAGCGUCGGUGCGAACGAUAUCUGAGAACUCGUUUGGACAGUCAUUCGGCGUUUUCCGUUUGGAUUUCGGCCAAAAAGUGUCGUUUUCAAGACAUCGAAGCCAUGGCUCUGAAAGCAGUCGAACGUUGGGCUCGAGUUGUCUGUCUUUCCACCGAUUUUUGUCUUUUAUCCGAUUCUUCGAUCGUAAAAGAGAUUCUUCUCAACAAUAAUCUCCGGAUCUCUGAAUCGGAUCUCUUUGUAUCGGUUUGUCGUUGGGCUAAAAGUCAAUGUCUUCGGCAAAACUCAUGUCCAACUCGAGUCAAUUUGAAACAAGUUUUCGGAGAUUUAUUGUCUUUAAUUCGUUUUCCUUUAAUGACUGCCGAAGACAUCAAAAGUCAAGUUCAAACCGAAGGACUUCUCGAAGAAGAUCAGAUUCGUUCGCUUUUGUCUGCGCGAAGAACUUGGCCUCGAGUGGCCAGAAGUUUGCCGUUUUCGUCGGAACCGCGACUUUUUCAACGACUAAUCGGAGGACAACUGCUUUCAGUCCAGAGAUUCGGUUCUUUUGACAAUCAAUUACCGAAUUCUUCGCCAAAAACGCGAUUAUCUUUUCGAACAAACAAAACGAUAUUUGUUUCUGCGAUCGGAGUCUACGGUCCGCGAAAACCUUCCAAUUCUUCACUUGAGAUCAGAAUUCGAAUCGAAAGAACCGAACGCUUCCGCUGUCGAUCUCUUGAUUCUUACGAAACUCAAACUCGAGUCAAAAGUGAUUCUUCAGAACCCGUGAUUACCGUUCGUUUCGAUGAAGAGUUUGAAGUCGAGGCCGAAGUCGAGCAUCAGAUUUGCGCCGAAAUAACUCUUUGCGAACGCAUUGGAUCUCGUCUUUCGGCAUUAUCUGCACCACUGAUGUCUCGUUCUCAAGAUGUCCAUUUCUUUUACGGAACUGACGCCGCAUUCGCUCAAAAAGUCAAACCUAAAAGCGGACAAACAGUUGUCUUUAAUUUCCGCGACGAUUGCGGUCUUGUGUCGACAGAAGGCGCCACUUCUGCUCCGCCAACACCUCAUCCGCCGCCGCGUCCGCCGCCACCCGAAGGAUAUGUGAGACGUGUUUCGCGAUUCGAUCGGUUGAAACGCGCGCUUUCUUUCACAGAGAAGAAGACAUUGACUGAAGAGGAGAUAAUUUUGGGUCAAAUUCCUGUUAUUCUCUUUUAUCUGUAAUUCUAUGCAAAAAAUGCAAUAAAAGACCGACAGAUGUCGUCACAUGUGUUGUGAA
Messenger RNA from Oppia nitens, 1852 nucleotides. Its product is annotated as BTB/POZ domain-containing protein 1-like. The record is from RefSeq and is a predicted model, not a curated record. Lineage: Eukaryota; Metazoa; Arthropoda; Arachnida; Sarcoptiformes; Oppiidae. Gene Ontology annotation, biological process: neurogenesis. Gene Ontology annotation, molecular function: protein binding. Gene Ontology annotation, cellular component: cytosol. The transcript is spliced from 2 exons. The coding region runs from base 103 to 1797 and encodes 564 amino acids.